CCUCGCGCAAACUCUUGUAGUUCCAUCCAACUCUGGAAAAGGCGUUCAUGACGUCCAGGUUACUCGAGCAGGUAAAGGCUUCCGGCAAAUUCUAAGAUUCAGCACUUCUGACAAUGUUGGCAGUCAACGCUUCCACCGUCCUCGACACUCGAGACAAGUAUGGCCCGCAGGAUCUCCCUCCUGGGCACCAUGUCUGGUGUUCAUGUGGCUCUAUUCUGGAUGGAACGAGCUACAAUAACGCAAGGACCCAACUGUCCGACAAGUUCCACCAAAUCAAAACAAAAAAUAAACUUUCUGGAGGCGAUGAUAUCACUAUCGUUGUAAGAGAUGUUGUUGCCUUUGCGUGUUCAGAAGCAGACCAGGGCGGUAGCUUGAGAAUUGGAGCAUGGUGGUUGACUUUAUUCACGAGAAGCAUUCAGAAGCUUUGCGGCGAUCACUCUACAGGCACCUAUUGGAUAUUUACAGGGGGCCACGCAGUCAUGUACGGAUUUAAGCAUGAUGAUGGGAAGGACGCUUGCAGCAAUGUGCCGGCCUUGAGUCCAAAUACUUGCAAUCAUCCUCCAUUGAAAGACGAAUCACCAAUGCCGCCGGAAGAUAAACGCUCUACAUCGAAUGUCACCAGUGGGCUUGGCACCCGAGACGUUCAUACCCACUGCGGAUGUGGCUUCAACAUGGAUGAAUCAGCUGCUAAGAACGCAGUUGAUACACUACGAAAACAAGUUGAUAAGAACCGAUAUCUCGCAAGUGUCAGCACCACCGGCAUUUCUGGGGGUGUCAUUGCUUUCAUAUGUAUACCUGUAGGAUUCGUCAGCCAGAAGGUCUAUGUAGACCCUGACAAGUAUGAUUAUUAUUUCAAAGAAAUUAAAGGCGCUUGUUGGGAAAUCAUUGCAGGAACUUACUCUGACAGUUUUGGGGCUGAAGGGGAUAUCAAUUAUGGUUAUAUGCGAUAUUCUCCCGGAAUGGAAUUGCGAGUGUGCGAUAACCCGGCUUCGGCUUCUGCACAGAAUUGCCCUAAAUGAAUGCAACGUUAGCGGGGUGUUUGAGGGAUAGCUUCUGGAGAGGUCUGGGGUAUGAGUGAUGUCGGAGUUCUGGUGGGUCUGUUCAGUACGCAUGGGAGCAAGCCUCGUUGGUUUUCAGAACGUUGCUUUGUAGUUAGCUAAGUCAAUACAAAAAAGGUGAUGUUUAUACAAUGUUUGGUACUAGCUCUGGCUCUGGUGAAUCCUCGGUCAGACAUAUGCUUGUUCUGAGGGAACGGGAAACCCCUCGUUCUAAGAUUGAUGUUGACUCAAAAACAAAGCUCAAAAAAAAAAAAAGACUUGCUCAAUAG
Messenger RNA from Hyaloscypha bicolor E, 1327 nucleotides. RefSeq lists its product as uncharacterized. NCBI's taxonomy places the organism in Eukaryota, Fungi, Ascomycota, Leotiomycetes, Helotiales, Hyaloscyphaceae. The record is from RefSeq and is a predicted model, not a curated record. The transcript has a single exon. Bases 114 to 1019 code for a protein of 301 amino acids.